This is a messenger RNA of Stylonychia lemnae, 477 nucleotides long. The record is from the annotation of a GenBank genome assembly. Lineage: Eukaryota; Ciliophora; Spirotrichea; Sporadotrichida; Oxytrichidae.
AUGUUGAGAAUCGCAUAAGUGCUGGUCGGCAGACUUAUGAUUUUCGAUGCAAUAAAGCAAGCAAAUGUCAGGAAACUAGGACUAAUAAGCACAGCAUUAAUGAUGACUUCCAGUUACUUUGGCUACUUCAGCUACUACGCAGAUCCUUAUAUAGCAUACAAAUUUUAUGGGUGGGUAGGCUUAACUACGUUUAUGACAACAAUGCAGUUAGGAAGAAUGAUUUAAACUCGUUCUUCAAUUACCAGACUAUAUUUGAUGCAAAAUGGAAUUGUAGCCAGAGUUGAGACUGCCAAAGGUGAAAUUGUUGAUGUUCCUCUUUCCUCAAUAGAAAUUAAGAAGGUUGAUUCAGUCAUGAAGUAUCUCAGAGUGCAUAUUAAUCAUAAGGAAUAUUUCAUCAAAAUUAUGGAUUCUGAUUAUUUCGAUCCAGAGUUACUUUUUGCAGUAAUCCAUAAAGAUGUUUAGAAAAUUGAUUUGUGA